Messenger RNA from Saccostrea echinata, 2808 nucleotides. Its product is annotated as DNA repair-scaffolding protein-like. Gene Ontology annotation, cellular component: nucleoplasm; nuclear chromosome. Gene Ontology annotation, biological process: regulation of establishment of protein localization to chromosome; double-strand break repair via homologous recombination. The record is from RefSeq and is a predicted model, not a curated record. Bases 1 to 2628 code for a protein of 875 amino acids. Lineage: Eukaryota; Metazoa; Mollusca; Bivalvia; Ostreida; Ostreidae. The transcript is spliced from 20 exons.
AUGACAAACUGGGAGAGGUGUGCUGAGGGAUUUGAGGGGCUUGAUGUGGAAGAAAGAAGGGUAAAGCGUGCAAAAGAGAGAUCUGGAAGCCAUAGAUUAUAUAAGGAUGACCUGCAACAGGUGCUUUCUGAGGAGGAAGAUCAAAUUGAAGAUAGCAUAACCUGGACAUCCAGCGAGGAAGAGACUGAGGAUAUACAGAUGUCAACAGUUAAAAACAGACAUAGAAAGGUAGCUAAAACCGUCAAAGGUCAGAAGGCGGCUACUCAGAGACAGAGAGGACAGCCUGCUCAUUACCUAGAAGAUGUCAGUGUCAUCAGUGAGUCAGAUUCUAACUCCAACAUGGAGGAUUUCAUGAAGAAUACAUCUGAAGGUAUUGAGCUUGACAUAGAAUCUGAAGAUUCAAGGUCCUCUAUUCCCACCAAUGAGAAAUCCCAAAAUUUAUCUCAGUCAAAGAAUGAAACAAAGGUUAUUUGCUACUCUCCAUGUAUUAGUGAACUGACAAGUAUUUCUCCAUCAACGAGUCAAUCACAGAGUCCUGAUAAAAAUUCAAAGGUCAAAGCUAGUCAGUGGAUUAAGAUGCUGGAUUUAAAGACGCCUACAAAGAACUCUCAAGAUGCUCCCUUCACUGAGUUAGAGGACUCUGCAAAGAAGAGGAAGAAAUACCAAAAAGGAAGUUUAGCUGACCAGUUGUUUAAUCUUAAAGGAAGAGAAAGAUCAAUGAUCAGCAUGUUCAAACAUCAAAAGUCUACAACAGUAUCACCCAAAUUACAGUCAGAGGACACACCAGUUAAGUCCCUGACCCUGAGGAUUACACGCCUGGAAUCCUUGUUUUCUGUAAGGCUGGCUCACUGUGUCCAGCAGGAGUCUGGAGUCAUGGUUGGCAAGGAACAAACAGCCCUGUUUCUACAAGAUCAAUCGUUACAGGAAGGAAAUGUGGUUCGUGUGUUUGCUCCAUGGCAACAGAUAAGAUUAAAACAAUCUUCUCAACAUGUUCUUCUGUGCUCUAAUUACUGUAUCAUGUCAGAUGAGGGGCCAGUUAAUACACUAAUGUCAGAGACAGGUAACACAGACAGACCUCGAGACAAGAAGUCCAACCAUAACCUCACAGAGGUAUCGGCUGUUUGGAAGUGCCCUUGUGUCCUAGGUCUUGUGAAAAGUUCCUUUGCCUGUCCAGCUCACCUGAGUCCGGGAAUUCCAGGCUUGUAUGUUAACAAGUUAGACAAGGAAUCUGAACUGGAAAAUGAUGAGCAGUUAUCUGCCCUUGACACAAUCCAAGCCACACAGGGUCCCUCCCGUAAGGACAGACUGACCAAGUCCUCCAUUCUAGAGUGGGUGGAUUGUCAUGACCCUAGUGCUAGAUUCUCUGGAAGAAUCCUCAGAGUGUUUUGUUUCAAUAGAAGAGUUCCAUCCAAUGAGAAAAGAUACUCACUGUUGAUAGAAGAUAGCCAUGGUACUAUGUGUCAAGUAUUUUGUCCAGAGAAUUUUGAGGUACACUUCCCAUCCGUAUUGAAAAGUGGAGAAGGGCAACUUCAUGUGUUUGGUGGACUCACUGUCCAAUAUAGGGCCACAAGAGACAGGGAGCCUGGGUUGUUUUCUAUGAUUGACAGUGUAUGGAGUGGUGGAUUUAUGUCCAAACGUGCAGGCAGUCAGAACACCAGGGGAUUUAUAAUGUAUGCUAUUUUUAUCUCUUUUUCACAGCUCUUCAGAACUUCAGCCCCGGGGUUCUGUUAUUUCAUGAAAGAAGCAGAGAAUGGCGAGGGAAUAAACAUUGAAGCAAAUGGAGUUGACAACCCAAUCUCAAAAGAAAAGACAAUUAGGCUGGCAGAUCUUGAUCAAGUAGAAGAAAUAAGAAGAGUGUCGUUUUGCUGUCAAGUACUUUUCCAGAUAGAAAUGGGAGAUGUUAAGGAUAGCGUGCCUUUAUCAGACAGUAGAAGAUCCCACAAUUCUAUCCUUUAUGUUAGAGAUCAGAGUCUGACCAAUCACAGAUAUAUCACCAUGACAACCACUGCAGAGUGUUCAUUGCCUUUGUUGACCCAUUUGAAAAACAGAACCUGGAAGUUUAGGGAUGUUGCAUGUCAGUCAGGCAAACUGACCUGCGAUUUGUACAGUUGUAUCAUUACACAGACCCAGGAACCCUUGGAGAGUUCAUGUGACCUUGACCUCAAACCCAUUCAUCCAGGGUUAACCACAUUUGAUCUCUGUACUGUGUCUGGAAGUGUCUGUGAUGUAGAUGAGAACUCAGCCUAUACCUGGGAUGUGUGUGACAAAUGCCAGCAAGAAAACUUGGCACAGGAUUCCAGUAGCAGACAACUUGUGUGUCUAACCUGUCAGAGGGCCGUGAAGGAGCCAUUAACAAGAAUGAAACUGAAAGUUUAUCUAUCUGUGACAUCAUCCCACAAUAUGAUGUCAUCAGAUUAUCCAGAAAUGAAGGUGUCUGUAGAGUUGCAUCAGUCUAGUAUAGAGAAAAUUCUACCUGACUCUGACGAGGCAGAUGAGGGCUAUGAUAUUUCCUCAGUACUGGGCAGACAUGUUGGACCUUUGAAUUGUGUGGUGCUAGAGUCCAAUCAAGGAAAGGCUACCUUUGAAAUGACUGUAAAAGAAAUUAAUUUAGAUUUGCAGGAGCCUUAAGUUAUGUAUGUAUUUUAAACAAAUCUUGUAGUUAAACAUCGUGCAUUUAUAUAAUAGACCUUUUAUCUGAUAUACUUAGUGUUGGUAUAUUUGUUAAAGCCUUCUUUCAUUUUCUUUGAUAAGGAAGGCAAUGGAAUAUUUUAUGUACAUGUAAAUUAAGCAAAUAAAAAGGGCAUUCUA